AGCAAGGAAAUUGGGGUUAAACUCAGGUCUUUCUUCUUCAUGUAUUUAGGUCCCAUGAACAGAUCUACACAUGUUGUGACUGAGUUUGUUCUCCUAGGAUUCCCUGGUUCCUGGAAGAUACAAAUUUUCCUCUUCUUGAUGUUUUUGGUGGUUUAUGUCUUGACCUUACUGGGAAAUGCAGCCAUCAUCUGUGCAGUAAGAUGUGACUCUCGACUCCACACCCCCAUGUACUUUCUCCUGGGGAAUUUUGCCUUCCUUGAAAUCUGUUACGUUUCCUCCACUGUUCCUAACAUGCUGGCCAACAUUCUCUCUAAGACUAAGGCCAUCUCAUUCUCAGGGUGCUUCCUCCAGUUCUAUUUCUUCUUUUCAUUGGGUACAACUGAAUGUCUCUUCCUGGCAGUGAUGGCUUAUGAUCGGUACCUGGCCAUUUGCCGCCCACUACACUACCAUACCAUCAUGACCGAGAGGUUCUGCAGCAUACUGUUGUCUUCAUGCUGGUUCAUUGGAUUCCUCGGAUACCCAGUCCCCAUUUUCUUCAUCUCCCAGCUCCCCUUCUGUAGUUCUAAUAUCAUUGACCACUUCCUGUGUGACAUGGACCCAUUGAUGGCUCUGUCCUGUGCCCCUGCUCCUAUUACUGAAAUUGUUUUUUAUGCCCAGAGUUCCUUUGUCCUCUUUUUCACCAUUAUGUACAUUCUUCGAUCCUAUAUUUUGUUGCUCAGAACUGUCUUUCGGAUUCCUUCUGCAGCUGGCCGCCAAAAGGCCUUCUCCACCUGCUGUUCCCAUUUGGUUGUGGUAUCUCUGUUCUACGGGACAGUCAUGGUAAUGUAUGUGAGUCCUACAUAUGGCAUCCCAACUUUGAUGCAGAAGGUCCUCACAUUAGUGUAUUCAGUAAUGACUCCUCUCUUUAAUCCUCUAAUCUAUAGUCUUCGUAAUAAGGACAUGAAACUUGCACUGAGAAAUGUCUUGUUAGGAACAAGAAUUACUAAAAAUACAUGAGUCAAAGAUGUGCCAUACUUAGAAGUUCUAAUAAA
This is a messenger RNA of Nannospalax galili (Upper Galilee mountains blind mole rat), 1031 nucleotides long. Its product is annotated as olfactory receptor 11H4. Bases 40 to 996 code for a protein of 318 amino acids. Gene Ontology annotation, biological process: G protein-coupled receptor signaling pathway. NCBI's taxonomy places the organism in Eukaryota, Metazoa, Chordata, Mammalia, Rodentia, Spalacidae. The transcript has a single exon. Gene Ontology annotation, molecular function: G protein-coupled receptor activity; olfactory receptor activity. The record is from RefSeq and is a predicted model, not a curated record. Gene Ontology annotation, cellular component: membrane.